Messenger RNA from Aureobasidium melanogenum CBS 110374, 1059 nucleotides. RefSeq lists its product as uncharacterized. The record is from RefSeq and is a predicted model, not a curated record. Gene Ontology annotation, cellular component: nucleus. The annotation marks the transcript as partial. Gene Ontology annotation, molecular function: ubiquitin protein ligase activity. NCBI's taxonomy places the organism in Eukaryota, Fungi, Ascomycota, Dothideomycetes, Dothideales, Saccotheciaceae. The transcript has a single exon.
GGUAAGCAUAAUACGUCGCUCGCCUUCUUCACGGCGCACGAACGUGCUGAGUUGAGGACGACUUGGGGAAGCCAAUCUACGCGACUCAAUCGAGAUUCGUUCUUGCCCUUCGGCUCUUGUCGUCUCUGCCUGUUACCCGCUCGCGAUCCCGUAUCAUGCCCUUCUCACGGUCACCUGUUCUGCCGAGAAUGCGCUCUCUCGAACCUGCUCGCCCAAAAGAAGGAAAUCAAGCGUCUUGAGAAGGAAUACGUACAGAAGAAACAAGAAGAAGCAGAAUCCGAGGCACUCAAACAAGAACAAGAGAGAGAACGUGCCGUUCAAGACUUCGAGCUUGUUCAGCAAGGCCUGAACAGCAAACUCGGCUCCAGCGGUGCUGCUGCCAGACACAUCAUCGGACGUGAAGCUGGCAAGGUUAUUGUCGAGGAACAGAACACAGACAAGCAAGGCACCAAGCGCAAGUUAGAGAUCGACGAAGAUGAACUCAUGCGUCUUGGAGGCCAGAACACAAAGUUGAAGAAGGACUCUCAAAACCCUCUCGAUCAAAAAGCUGCUACCUCCUUCUGGAUCCCUUCCUUGACGCCCUCAAGCAGCACCGCUGCGACCAAGCCGACAAAGUCAAAUCCACAAUGUCCGGCAUCGUCUCCUGAUAAGCCCCACGACUUUUCUCUAAAAGCGCUUGUCUCUGUCCAGUUCACGGAAGAAAAGGCCGAGAGAUCCGACGAGCCCGUCCGCUCAUGUCCUUCAUGCAAGAAGGCACUUACCAACUCGACAAAAGCAAUGUUGGCCAAGCCUUGCGGUCAUGUUAUAUGCAAGCCUUGUGCUACCAAGUUCAUGAAGCCGUCCGAGAAGGACGCUCACGAUGCAAAUGCAGAAGUCGGCGUUGUAAGAUGCUACGUCUGCCAAACCAACGUCACUGAGAAGAAGCGUGAAAAGAAAGAUGGCAAGGAGGACAAGGAGAAAGUCAGACCAGGCGUAGUAGAGAUCAGUUCAGAAGGCACCGGGUUCGCCGGAGGAGGCAACAACAUGGUCAAAAAGUCCGGUGUAGCGUUCCAGGUCUAG